AUGUCUUCGUUCCUCUCAUAUAUCCCCGUGGUCAACCGGCUGGUGAGCUCUCAUACCCCGGCGGACCAAGUCUUUGACUUGUCUCCUCCCGAGACUCACAACAUUGAGACGAACCCGGACCGUCGUGCGCGGAGGCUCAAGCAUCUAAUCAAGGCAAAUCAUGCUAAUUACUCCAUCCUCUACCAUGACCUCCGGUUUCACAACCACAACGCUUAUAUCCUUACCUCAGCUUACCUUCUCGGUGCGAAUGAGGACCAGCUCCGGACGCUCUACGAAAAACAAAUAGGCGAGCUUGAGCCGUGGUCGGAAUCUCCCUGUGAAAUCACAGAGGAUGACUGGGUUGAGUACUUGGGCGAUGGAACUUACCAGCGGGCGUUUGUGGACUUCUUCGAGGAUCAGCUGGUGAUGCGUUUCUCCUAUGACUGGAAGAAGCUCUUGGAGAAUUAUAUGUUCCAAGAUAAGAGGCCGCUGAUCAGCGGACUCUUUGGAGGUCUUGGGCACCCCUUGAUCCAUUUUGGCUAUGCUUACGAGGUCAAUUCGAAGGAGCUUGCAAUCGAGGCUCUAACGAUGUCCGCUGUGCAGUUGAACUACUUCCACAAGUAUCUGGACAACCCGAGUUAUACGCAGCCAUCCUCCUUUUCAACCUAUUCCCUUGCUGAACUUUUAGAGAAAGUAAGGGCGGAUUCUCGCUUCAAAGAUCUGUUUCCUACGCGGCGACUUGAGAAUAUUGACCAGCUUUUCGAGAACCACGAGAGCUUGGUAAUGGAGUACUGGAAUGCUUGGGAAAUCAAGGAUCCCGAACAGCAGUUCGAAGAGUGUCAAGCGACUGCAGUGUCCCUUCUUGUAGCAACGGUUGCUCCCGGAACGCAUAGCUACAACUAUCUCUUGGUCCAUGUCCUCACUACUAGUCAUGCUAUAAGGGUAUUGCUCCCGCUCAUCCCCGAGAAAUUCCACGCCAUAUUGGUCCGCGGUUGGGUCCUUUAUACGUUGGCCAUAUAUAUCUCGCUCCUUCGGCCUGAGAUUGAUCCCGACUACGUCGAUCCGUCCGCAAUCCUGAAAGAUGCCCAUUUCGUUGAAGCUGUCCGUGCUAUAAAAGGGGUAGCUCAAACAUGGGGCGAUGUCCACGAGCGCCAUCUUGCAGCCGCCGUUCGGUUUGUCGACGACUUCCACGGCUGGAACUUCACGCAAUAA
Parascedosporium putredinis is the source of this 1191-nucleotide messenger RNA. The record is from the annotation of a GenBank genome assembly. NCBI's taxonomy places the organism in Eukaryota, Fungi, Ascomycota, Sordariomycetes, Microascales, Microascaceae.